Messenger RNA from Pocillopora verrucosa, 702 nucleotides. NCBI's taxonomy places the organism in Eukaryota, Metazoa, Cnidaria, Anthozoa, Scleractinia, Pocilloporidae. The record is from RefSeq and is a predicted model, not a curated record.
AUGAAGUGGACAUUCAACCUUGAGAAGGCACCCUGGUGGGGUGGAGUAUUUGAGAGGCUUGUGAAGUCAGUUAAGAGGUGUCUGAAGAAGACUAUCAGUGGAGCUCGACUUACCUAUGAGGAACUAUUGGCUGUGAUUAUCGAAGUUGAAAUGAUCCUCAAUUGCAGACCCCUGUCAUAUGUAUCAAGUGAAGAUUAUGAAGAACCCCUUACGCCCUCACAUCUUCUGUGUGGUCAUCGAAUCAUGAGCCUACCGGACAAUAGGUCAAGUGAAGCUGAAGACAGCGACACAGAUGUUCAACCGCAAGAUUUGGACAGAAGAAUGCGUCACCUAAGCAAUGUCAUGAACCAUUUUUGGAAGAGAUGGAGAAAAGAAUAUCUACUCGAAUUACGAAACUCACAUUGUAAUGUUACUCAGCACUCCUCUAACCGAGUCGUAUCCAUUGGAGACGUGGUUAUUGUUCAUGACGAAGACCAGCCGAGAGGAAAAUGGCGCAUUGGAAAGGUUGAAACUCUUGUCACAGGAUCAGAUGGUCACGUCAGAGGAGCCGUUGUUCGAGUUAAAACUAAGGCAAGAAGAAUCACUAGACUCAGACGUCCAGUACAACGCCUUUACCCCUUAGAAGUCCGUUGCAGAAAUGAAGAGCCAGAAACGACAAUAUCUCCCAGGAGAGCAGAGCCUGACCCAGCUGUCAGUAGUUAG